GCGCCUUUCUCGACCAGCAUUCAAAGUUCAAAGCCUGCUGCCCGAAUUCGCAGUUAUCUGCCAAGUCAUGUGAAUCUGAGCAAUCUGGACUGUGUACAUUUAGACACAAAUAGCUCAUUCCUUUUGUUGACUGCGGUUAUUUCUGGGAUUCCGUUUGGUCUGGUAUACUAAUCGGAAUCACAUAUUGGUCACCACACCACAACAAGGGAAUCCUCGAUCGGAAGCAUUACUCAUCUCAGAGGACUAUCCCAAACGCCAAAAAUACGUGACUCAUCCGAGGAUCUGCGUAAUCAAAGUUGAGGGACUGGUCUGUUGUACUGUGGCACAAUGCCAAGCCCGUGCUGAUGCGGACCUUCGUAGCUUCCGCUCAUGGUCCUGGGGUGAAUAUAUAAACCUGGUCCAUAGUUGAACCCCGGUAGAAUUGUUUCCCUCAGCUGGUAUCCUUGCAGCGGUAUUCGUGAUUUGAGCUGAACAGCUGUGUUUGUUGUUGGUUUUCAUCGUUGAAAAUAAAUCUCCAUGGAUACCGAGGCAAACUUGGAACCACUUAUCAUGCCCAUCGUUGACGGUGCCUGGGAUCAACCUAACUACGAGAUGGCGGCUACCAGCCUAGCAACAGAAGUUGCUGCUGCAGCAGUUACAACGACUGCAUCAGAAUCAGCAAUAUCAGCUGACGGAUUUGAUCAGUCUACCAGCCCACCCCACAUGAACAGAAUGGAAACUGAGGGAAACUUGCUGCAGCACACUAUGUUAAGAGAGGAACUUCGUGUGAAUAUCAUGCACAGACGGUUACAGAAGGGGCUGGGAGCUGUGCAACUGGAAUGGAGGUUUGCCAAGUCAGACAAGCUCACGCCAGAAGAGGAACAAAAGAGAAGACUCAGACGGGAGAGGAACCGCGUGGCUGCCUCAAGAUGUCGGGAGAGAAGAAGAGAAAAGACCUUCGUCUUGGUCACAGAGACUGACAAGUUAGAAACCAGUAAUCAAGAGCUAAUGGCGGAGAUUCAACAGUUGGAGACAGAAAGACAAGAGUUAAUGUCAAUCCUAGCUGCCCAUCAGCAAACAUGUGGCUGCAGUCCACCCGUUUUGACUCCAAGCAUAGAAGAUCUACACAUUGACCCAUGACUUGCAGCUAACUGAACUUGAACUAGACGAGGAAACCCGCAUAUAGACCAGACAUUUUGUAUAUUGUCCAUGAUGAAACGACGAGAGUCGUCCCAUAUAUAUAUCGUGGAUACACAUGCAUGGAUUAAUGACUCUCCAACGCUGAGUGUUAGAGGCUGUGAAUUAUAGAAGCAGAGAAACUUGUGUUAAUCCACCCAUCUGUUCAUCGUGGAUUGCGAUCGAUAUAACAACUAAAUUUGAACUUUAUCGGGGAUCUGUGUUGUGUAAUCUUGAAACCGACCAGAAGCAAAAAACAAAUGUGCCAGAGAUCUUGGACUGGGUGUGUUGACCUGUGUGUCAUAAACUUCAGUGCACAUCUUUAAGGAAGGUUGAUCCCGUUCUCCUUUUCUGCAAUAGGAGAUCUUUGGAUCUCUCAAAGGCUUUUGACAUUGGGUUCAACCUCUUUGGUUUUUCUUCCCGGUUCUGUUUGUUACCGAUUGCAAAAUUACUAUUGCAACUGCUGCUGUCACGAGAAAAAAAGCGUUUAGGCGCUGAGUGUUAUCACAGAAUAAGUGAAUUUAGGAUACCAUCUUCAAAAUAUAGCGGACUAGCCCAGUCUCCAUUCCCCUGCAGAGUUCCCAUAGACAUGUUCAGUUCCAUAGUUGAUCGAGAUAUUACUGCCUACAUACUGCAACUUGGAGAGGGGACUGGGUCCAAGUCUAGGGAUGGACCAUUAUUAUUUUGUGUGGACGUCAAUUUUUCACGGGAAAUCAUGGCCUUGCCUAUCCCACCCCUUCCGUGGAAUCUUCAGCCACAUCCAUCUUUACUAUACUCAAGUUCACCUAAAAUCUUAAUUGUUGCGAGAAACAAAACCGUUAAGGUUAGGCACGGAGAUUAUGUCCUGUUUACAUAUCCUUAAGAUCAAUACAUAUUUGCCAGUGCAAGUCUUUCAUUUACAACACACUGUAGGAACUGUAUAUUUUGUGAAAUAAAAUUUCCUGUCAAUUGUAAACAAACCGACAUUAUUUUGCAUUUUGUGAAAUAAAGAUGGAUAAAAUUAA
Molecule: messenger RNA, 2159 nt
Organism: Acanthaster planci (crown-of-thorns starfish)
Lineage: Eukaryota; Metazoa; Echinodermata; Asteroidea; Valvatida; Acanthasteridae
Product: cyclic AMP-dependent transcription factor ATF-3-like
Biological process (GO): regulation of transcription by RNA polymerase II
Cellular component (GO): nucleus
Molecular function (GO): RNA polymerase II cis-regulatory region sequence-specific DNA binding; DNA-binding transcription factor activity, RNA polymerase II-specific
Source: RefSeq, a predicted model, not a curated record